This is a messenger RNA of Pristis pectinata (smalltooth sawfish), 5247 nucleotides long. RefSeq names its product chloride channel 2c (gene clcn2c). Gene Ontology annotation, biological process: transmembrane transport; chloride transport. Bases 55 to 2742 code for a protein of 895 amino acids. The record is from RefSeq and is a predicted model, not a curated record. Lineage: Eukaryota; Metazoa; Chordata; Chondrichthyes; Rhinopristiformes; Pristidae. Gene Ontology annotation, molecular function: voltage-gated chloride channel activity. Gene Ontology annotation, cellular component: membrane. The transcript has 26 exons.
CGGCUGAAAUUGACACAGUUGCGGGUUACUCUGCGCUGCCUGGCAGAUGCAGAAAUGGCUGGAGUCGGGGCAAAUCGGGGGGCGCUCCACUAUGAACAAACUUUGAUGUAUGGCAGAUAUACCCAAGACUUGGGAGUAUUUGCCAAAGAGGAAGCAGCUCGUUUGCGACAGGAGAAGGACCAGAUAAGAAUAUUUUCCAGAGAGCAUGCCAAGCGUGCGGAGUUGAUAGAGUAUGAUCGAAGCCGUUGUGCUAGAUGUAGAAUAUUGAGCGUGCGAUGCCAAACAUUCCUUAUCUCAAAAGUGGGGGAAGACUGGAUUUUCCUGAUUUUGUUGGGAUUGUUGAUGGCCUUAGUGAGCUGGGCCAUGGACUUUGCCAUUGCUAUGUGCUUACAAGCUCAGAAAUGGAUGUACGGUGGCCUGGAACACAAUGUCUUUCUUCAGUACUUGGCCUGGGUUACUUACCCUGUUGUUCUCAUAACCUUCUCAGCAGGAUUUGUCCAGAUCAUUGCUCCUCAGGCAGUAGGUUCUGGGAUCCCAGAGAUGAAGACGAUCCUACGUGGAGUGGUGCUAAAGGAAUACCUCACCUUAAAAACUUUUGUAGCAAAAGUAAUCGGGUUAACUUGUGCAUUAGGAAGUGGAAUGCCGUUAGGUAAAGAGGGACCUUUUGUUCACAUUGCAAGCAUGUGUGCUGCAUUGCUGAGUAAAUUCAUGUCACUCUUUGGUGGGAUUUAUGAGAAUGAAUCCCGCAACAUUGAGAUGCUGGCAGCUGCCUGUGCUGUUGGAGUUGGCUGUUGCUUUGCUGCACCAAUAGGAGGUGUUCUUUUCAGUAUUGAAGUAACAUCAACAUUUUUUGCUGUCAGAAAUUACUGGCGUGGCUUCUUUGCUGCUACCUUCAGUGCCUUUAUCUUCCGUGUCCUGGCUGUCUGGAACAAAGAUGAAGAAACCAUCACUGCCUUAUUUAAAACUCGAUUCCGUCUCGAUUUUCCAUUUGAUCUUCAAGAGCUCCCUGCUUUUGCAGUAAUUGGGAUUGCAAGUGGCUUUGGUGGUGCCUUGUUUGUUUACUUCCACAGAAAAAUCGUGGCUAUAAUGAGAAAACAAAAAACAAUUAACAAGUUUUUAAUGAAAAAGCGCCUACUUUAUCCAGCACUGGUGACUUUGCUUGUUGCCACUCUCUCAUUUCCUCCUGGUUUUGGCCAGUUCAUGGCUGGAGAGCUCACCCAGAAGGAAACUUUGGUAACCCUCUUUGAUAAUCGGACAUGGGCAAAGCAAGGUGUCGCAGAGGAAUUUGACUACAUUGAAAUUUCAAAGGCCUGGAAAAAUCCUCAAGCAAAUGUUUUUGUGACACUAGUGACAUUCAUCCUGAUGAAGUUCUGGAUGUCUGCGCUGGCCACAACAAUUCCUGUACCGUGUGGAGCCUUCAUGCCAGUCUUUGUCAUUGGAGCUGCAUUUGGUCGCCUUGUUGGAGAGAGCAUGGCAGCCUGGUUUCCUGAUGGCAUCCAUGCAGAUGGUAGUACUUAUCGUAUUGUGCCGGGUGGAUACGCUGUUGUAGGUGCGGCAGCGUUGUCAGGUGCAGUGACCCACACAAUUUCCACCUCAGUUAUUGUUUUCGAGCUCACAGGCCAGAUCUCCCACAUUCUGCCAGUUAUGAUUGCGGUCAUCCUGGCCAAUGCUGUUUCCCAAAGCUUGCAGCCCUCUGUCUACGACAGCAUCAUUCGCAUCAAGAAACUUCCGUACCUUCCUGAGCUCGGCUGGGGACAUCUUGAAAAAUACAACAUCCGUGUGGAAGAUAUCAUGGUAAGAGACAUCCGAUUCGUCAUUGUAAAUUGCAAGUACAGGGACCUGCAGGAUCUACUUCACAGCACCAAACUUAAACACCUUCCUCUUGUUGAGUCAGCAGAUUCCAUGAUUCUGCUGGGCUCCAUUGAAAGGAAUCAGCUGCAAACCCUUAUUGAUAAUCAACUGAGCAGACAGAGGAGGAUGGAGUACCUUAGACAGAAAGCUCAGGCCAAGGAGAAAGUGGAUCCUGACUCCCUCAGAAUUAUCGAUGAAGGAAACAAAGAUGCCCAUGAUUCUGGAGUCAGAUUUGAGAUUGGGACUGAGGAAUCGUCAUUUUCUCCAUCUCGAAGUGGAUCGCAAAAACCACUGAAGCCAGCGUUGAAGCGAGUCCCAAGCAGUACACAUGAUAUGUCAGGUGCCCUGGAUCAGACAGGAAUUGCACUGAAAAGUCUGUUUUGUGUAAACUCAGUGGAUGAACCAGGAGAGAAUCAGGCAAUGUCAGAGCACAGAAAGUCGAAACGUGUACGAAUAUCUAUAGUGGAUGAAUAUGAAGUUGAAGAUGACAUGACACCAUCAGAGAUUAUGGAAUGGGAAGAAAAACAGUUUGAUGAACAAGUGGACUUCAACAACUGUAAGAUUGACCCAGCACCCUUCCAACUCGUAGAAUGGACAUCUUUACACAAGACUCACACCAUGUUCUCCCUGUUAGGACUUAACCAUGCUUAUGUGACGAGUAUUGGAAAGUUAAUAGGAGUGGUAGCUCUUAAAGAGUUGAAAAAAGCCAUUGAGGGUUCAGUCACGUCCAAAGGUGUGAAGAUGAAGCCACCUUUGGCCAGUUUCAGGGAGAAUGCCAACAGCAGCAGUGAAUCAGACACCACAGAGAUCCACAAGCUGUGGGACAGAAGGGAAAGCCUUACACUUCCACGUGAAUCCAGUCCAUCAGACACAGAUGACAAAUCACACUGAACGAGCCUAGCAGGGAACAAAUUGCCUGAUGGUCACUUGCAUGAAACCACAAGAAAUAAAAGCAGGAGUGAGCCAUUCUGCCCCUUGAGCCUGACAAUAAAAAAUGUUUGAACAAACUACACCAGUUCUGGACUGCAGAGAUGUAUCUUCAAUGUUUAUUCCAAUUAUUUAGUAAAUUAUUACUAUUUUUUGUCUAUCUUGCACAUCCUUUCUUUAGGAAGUACAGGUAGUUCAUCAGCAGAAUCUUAAUACGUUUGGUUUAUCUAUGAUCUCGCUGAAAUAAGGAAUCUUACAUUGAGUGUUUUCCAAAUUCCUUUACCUGCUGAAUACAGUUGGAGUACCCAGAUUAGAUUAUUUUUUAACUAUCCUUCCAAACGAGAAUUUAAUGGGUGCCUGGGAUUUUCCUGGUUAGGUUCAUUUUGCUUUCAAUUUAUAUGUAAUGCCUUAAAAUAAUGCUAAUAGCUCUACUUUAUCUAUUUUCUCAUUCCAACUCAGCAACCAGUUACUUUUGUAUCCUUCAGGAAAAGACGGUGAACCAUUGUACCAUUGCUAUUUUAUCACUUAAUCAAAAGGAGGUAGGUGCACUAAUGGGUAAUUUGAUGGGCUUCGUGAUUAUUGGUUUGAAUUAAACUUCCCAACUGUAACACCUCCAUCAUCUUUUUAAUUGUCCGUUCCCCAGUAAGAGAUUUGUCCUUUUAAUGCUUAGGUUUUCAACCUGGGUAAUAGGCACUGCUAGCACUAAGGCAAACUUGUACCCAUGAACCUUGUCUCUGCUUAUCAUCUGGUUUGACUGACACUUCCACAGAUUUUAAUGGCUAUGUAAGCUUCCUAUUAACUGUGUAGGACAUCAUUAACAUAUAAAUCUAAACUGUGUUGCUUUGUGCAUUUUUUCAUAAAUUGUCUGAAUAUAUAUUCUGGGAUUAAACUUGAACUUCUUUUUACCACUGGCUUUUGGGAGCCCUUCUAUUAAACCUUUGAUAAGUUAGCUGCUCAUUUUUUGACCUCAAAUUAUCUCUUCAGCAAUAGUUUGUUUCUCAAGAUUCAUCCUUUGCUUUAAAUUGAAUUGUAAAAUUGCGGGCAAUUUUGUAGCAAUCGUUUAGCUCCUUCUCAAAAGUAUUAUUGAUUCCACAGAAAAAUGGUUAAACGUUAUGCAAGUAGAGCUCAAAAUAAGCCUGGAGUACAACAUAUUACCCUGGAUAGUCUAUUACCUUGGAUGUUCUUUCAGCAAUGUAUGACUUUCUGAUCAAACAUCCUGUAAUAAUGGCUAUUUAUGUAAUCUUUUUAAUUAUCCCCAAAAGACGACAUAUUGCUUCUACAAUGUCAUUUAUUUUAGUUAAUUUUCAUUGAAUUUGCUUUUUCAACUCUUGACUGUGCAGGGACCUUCCAUAAUGAGAUAAGAGUCAAAAUAUCACAGAAAUAUAGCUGUUUUUUCUGCAGCUGUCUUUAGGGAUUGUUCCUGAAAUGACAUGGUUCGUGAGCUCAUUUAAAUUCAGAACAAUGUACGUUGUUUUAAAUGUUGAUUUAUAAAAUAUUAAUGCUGAUAUGCUGGAGAAUUAAAUUAUCCACAGAAAAUAUAAAAUUUGCAGUUUUGUAAACACUGAGAUGAUUGGAAAAUAUAAUUAUUAGCUUGGAUUUUUGAGCAUUACAAAUAUUCUAAAAUCUUAAAUGAUAUCUCUGCAGUCAUUAAGUUCAAGAAGACAACUCUGUCUGCAAACUAUAAUAAUAUUUUUACAUUGAUUUAUGAAAUUUUAUGACAAUUACUGUGAAACAUUUUGCAAUCUAUAGGGUUUGUGUAAGAAUUCAAAAUCAAAUACUACAUAUUAUUGGACCAGUCCCUAAUGCAUGGUCUGUGUAAAAUACAUGCUGUUUUAUUGUUGUGAUUCUUUCUAACAAUGGAGCAAAAUUGUGAUUCUGAAGUGAGGUAUCAAUUUAGAAGCAUUAUUAAUAAAAUCUUGAGAACACUAGAUAACAAUCUGAUUUUGAAUAUCUGUAAUAAUUGGCCUAAGAUAUAAUAAUAAUUGGAUUGCAUUUUAAUAUUUGAGUUAUUCUUAUAUUGCUAUAAUUUAAUUUGAACAUAUAUUUUCUAUAUAAUAUGACAAUGUGCUCUAAAAUGGAAGCUGUUUAUUUAGAUUCUUGUGCAGUUUUUCACGAUUAUAAAACUAUAUGGGUACUCCAUGUUGAUAUUAGCCUCAGAAUCACCACUUGUGCAAUAAUUUUUUGAAUGGCAGAUUUUGCCGUUCAAUUCUAUAUAUGGAAUUAAUUCAAUUAACUUCAUUUUUUUUAUCAAGGAUAGUGGUUUGUUUAAACUGCCUAUUGCAAUUGAUCAAACUUCAGCCUUAAUUUUUUUUGUGCUACAUUCAGAUUAUUUCUGAUCUGUGUUAAAUCUUCUGUAAAAAUAAUUUCUGUAUAUUAGUGUGAGCUCAGAGUUUAACAAAUUUCAGUGUUAUUUAAAAAAAUAAUUUGUUUAUCUUGCAACUACAAGGAAUAAUAAAUUUUUAACCAAUG